Plasmodium malariae is the source of this 10440-nucleotide messenger RNA. Its product is annotated as conserved Plasmodium protein, unknown function. Lineage: Eukaryota; Apicomplexa; Aconoidasida; Haemosporida; Plasmodiidae. The coding region runs from base 1 to 10440 and encodes 3479 amino acids. The record is from RefSeq and is a predicted model, not a curated record. The transcript has 2 exons.
AUGAUGAAAAAUACCUUAUUAGGAGAGUAUUCAACAGAAGAUAACUCAGGUUCGUUUUAUAUAGCACGGAAAGAGGAUCACACCAACGGAAACGGAAACAGAAAUAGCAACAGUAAUAGCAAUAUCAAUAACUGCUCGCUAUUACACAAUGAUGCAAAUAGUGGUUGUAGGAAAAAUAAUGUUUUAAUGGUAGAUGAUAAAUUAAUCUGUCGAAAAUAUAAUAACCUUAAUCAGUUUCAUUCAUGCAGGAUUAAAUCAUCACAUAAUAAUUUAUUACAAGGGGAAUUAAGUAUGAAUAAAACAGAACUAAAAAAAAAAUAUAAUGAACCAAAUUAUUAUUAUGUUUUACAAAAUACAGCACUUAAUGCAUAUUUUGAUGAAGACAAUUCUAAACAAAUAUCAAGUAAUGUUAAAAAAAAUAUUAUAGGCAAACAAAACAGCAAAAGAGAAAAAACAAAAGAGUGUACUUCUACUAGCACAUUAUUAUCAGAAAAAUUUCAUAAUGAAAAUUUGCAUCGAAACGGCUUUUAUAAUUGCGCUGAUUAUAUGUACUUAUUUAAUAAGAAUGAGCAUGAAUUUUCUACGUAUGGAAAAAUAAAUUUUACGGAAGGUGAAAUGCACGAUGGUGGAAAAUAUAUGGACUACCUAGAAGAGGAUAGUAACAAUGAAAAUAAUAGCAGAAAAAUUUUACCACAAGCAUUUGUAAAAAAAGAAUUAAAUAAAAACUAUUUAAAUAAUAUAAAUAGACAUUCUAAUGAAGCAUCUGUAGAAGAAAAUAGUACAAAUGAAAAUGAACUAAACGAUUUAUUAAAAAUAACCAAGGAAAUCUACAGUAGCAAUAACUUUUCAUUAAAUAUAAACACGAAUAAUGCGUCUACAGAAUGUAGAAACAUAAAUGACAAAGAAGGAAAUUAUAAUUAUAUUGACAAUGUUAUGUAUAGCGGGAAUCCUAUCGAUUUACUAAAAUGGGGCAUUUCAGCUAGUAAAAAGGACAAAGCGACAGUGAACAACCUUGACAGUUCAAUUAUUUCAGAUGAUCUAAAUGGAAACGAAUAUUUCAAUAAUGAAAAACUCAAAAAUGAAAAAUUUAAAAGUGAAAAAAUUAAGGCAAGUAUGUCAAUUCAAAUUGGUGAUACAGACAGAAUGGGAGUAAUACGUACACAAAAUAACACAAGUAGAGGUAGAAACUUGUGUAAAUUGCACAACUUCAAGAACAUGGAAAAUGUAUUCAAUAUGAGCAAGUUAGAUUAUAUUAAAAAAUCGAAUAGUUUAGGUAAUAGCAACAUUGAAAAAUCAGCAGAGGAGGUAAUUAUAAUUAGCAGUACUUCUGAUAAUUAUACAGGACAUUCUAAUGCAAUUUUGAAAAAAGAGAUGGGAAAUUUUAGCAAAUUCCCUAAGAAUAACAGAGAUAUGGUAGAAAAAAAUAACUCAUCGUACAAAAUAGCACACAUAUAUAACGUAAAUGAAAUGGAGAAUCAAGAUGAAGUAAAAAAAGGAACCAUUUUAAAAGUAGCAGAUGCUGACAUAUGUUCUUUAAGGGGUAAGCUAAUUAAGGACCCUUAUAAAUUGAAAAGCUCAUCACAAGAGGGGAGAAAUUUGUUUCUAAGUAAUAACAAGUUAUCAACCAAAAUAAAAAAGGUAAAUUCUGAUGAUCCACAUAGAGAUAUAUUCACAAAUGUAAAUAUUAAUAACAAUAUGGGCAUGAAUAAAAAUAUGAACAUUAACACGAGAAAACAAUCCAUUAGAGUCUGCUCCGUCAAGGACACAAAUAUGACGGAUUCUGAAAAAAGAGAAAAUAAUCACAACAUAUUAAACAGUUUAUAUUUUGAAAAUAAAGGUUUAACAAAUGUCAGUAAAAAAAGAAGUGAAAAGGAUAAUCAUAUCCGUAUAAUUUCACUCGAUAGUCUGAGUCACGAUUCUAAAGAAUUUCUCAAAAAUAGAGAAUGUAUAGAACGCGAGGAGUUACUACACAUGAAUGAAAAUGAAAAUAAAAGGGAAAAUAAGAUCGAAAAUAAGAGCGAAAAUAAAAGGGAAAAUAAGAUCGAAAAUAAAAGGGAAAAUAAUAGCGAAAAUAAAAGGGAAAAUAAGAGCGAAAAUAAAAGGGAAAAUAAUAGCGAAAAUAAAAGGGAAAAUAAUAGCGAAAAUAAAAGGGAAAAUAAAAGGGAAAAUAAAAAUAAGAUCAAUUAUGCUGCUCAAACAUGUCCUUAUCGUAAAGGGCUGUAUAGUAUUGGGGAAUACUGUCUAGAGAAGGAUCAUAAGAGCCAUUCUGAUUUAUAUGAUGUUCUCCUAAAUUCUGAUGAAAAUGUACAAGGUAUUAAUAAGCAUUUAAAUAUUGCGGAAAUUUUAAAUACUCAAGAAAAUUUUAAAUACAAUCCUACGAUUAAGGGUAACCAUCAUUUGAGAAAUGAAAAAAAGAAAUUGAAAAACAGAAACUCAGAUCUCAAUAAUUUAGCUGUAAAAAAAAAUUCUAUACAUGAUGAUAGCUUUAAUGAAGAGCAGGAAAGAGUAAGUAUCGUUGGUGACAUAAAAAACUACUCCCCAACGGUAGAAAAAUCAAGCAAAGCAAAAAAAUAUGAGCAUAAAGACGAAACAAAAUAUAUGUUGCAUGCAACAUCAUUCAGUUUUAAUUCACUAAAUCCAACUAUCACCUCAUACAAAGAAAGGAAAAAAAACAUUCUCUUAGUAAAAAAUAUGAAACAACACAAAUUAGUAAAUAAUAUACAUACACACAAAUUAAAAGAUUACGAAAAAAGUAGUAUAAAAAAUAUAAUAGGAGAAAAUGUAAAUGCAGUAGAAAAAGAGAACAAAAAAAGUAGUUCAAACAAUGACAAACGGAAAGAAUUAACAGAUACUGUAAAUAUUAAACUAACAGGGAUUCGUACCAAUGAAGAAAAAAUAAAUACUUCUAUUAUUGCCGAUGCAUUAAAACUUAUAGAUAAAAAAACAAAGGACAACAAUUAUAAAGAAAGAGUUAAAAAAGGAAUACAUAAUAAAAAAGAAGAAAAAAAAGAGAGGUCCUUUUCUAACAGUAUUGAAAUUAUCAGUGACAAUUACCCCAAAGCGAACAUAAAUAUUUGUCGCAAAUUUUUCAAAAUGGGUAGUAAGAAUAAUGAAAAUAGCAAACCUUUUAAGAUAAAAUACCCUUUUAUAUCUAAACAUAGUAAUGCUCAUGAAUACAUGGUACCAAUUAGAAAUCAACCAAUUAAGUCAUUAAAAAGGAUGAAGAUGGAACAUCAGAAUAGAGGCCAUUAUAUAUGCCAACAGAGUGGCAGUUUUAACGGCCUAGGAAGAGGAAUGAACAGGGUAGAUAGAGACAUGCGUAAAGCAGACAAAGGAAUGAACUGGAUAGAUAAAGGUGCUCACAAAGCAGAUAAAGUAAUGCAUAAAAUAGAUAACGACAUGCAUAUGGUAGACUCAGAUAUAUAUAUAAGCAAAACAAAAAAAAAAGAUCGCCCUUCUGCAUUCUCGAACAAAGAAGACAAAACAGAGAUAAACGAAACGGGGAAUGUGUUAGACACAGGUGAGAGUGUCGAAGAAUAUGAAGAAAAAAAUAAAAUUUUUAAUAUUCCUUCUUGUCAUAGUUCAUCUUCUUAUGAGCCCCCCAAAUAUUCUCUUAAUUAUGCAAACCUAGGCAGUCAAAUUUAUCAAGUGCAAAAGGAUAACUGUACAGUGAACAAACGUAAAGAACAUCCACAUAAAAAGAAAGAAAGAGUAUUUUACGAAAAGGAAGAAAUAAAAAAUGUCAUUGUUCCUUAUUCAGAAAAUAGUGUAUUAAGCAGAAUUGGCAACAAAAGGGAAGUAUAUACCAAUAAAAACAUUUUAUUGAAAAAAAAAAAAAAUAUAAUGUGUAAUGAAAAAUUGAAUAACGAUAAAUAUGAAAAUAACAAAAUAGAAAAAAAGAGUAAAAUGAUGCAUAACAUGUUAAGUGAUAAAAUGUACUUAGACAAUAAAAAUAGAAAACAGGAAUACCCUCUUGAUAUUACAGCUACAUAUAAGUGUAAAAACAUUCAUUUAAAAAUUAAUGUUGACACAAAUAAUGAAGAAUUACUCAAACAUACUCAGAGUAAAUUAUCAAAAAGAAGUUUAGAAUUUAAAUUAAUUAUAACGAAAUUUAUUGAUGGCUUUAUUAAAUCAACCGAAACGAAUAUAUAUAAUUCGUCAAAUAUAAUAUUACAAAAUACAGAGACAGAUGUUUUCUAUAAUAUUACUAUUCACGCAUAUAGUACUGUUAUAACUACCGUAUGGCUAUAUGCAUCUAUUUCUUUCUAUUUAACCAAGUUCAAUGUUGAGAAGUUUAAAUUAAAAACCCCUAGUUCUGUUACAUUUACAACAGAUGCAGAAUUCCAAAAUUUUUUAUUAAACAACAAUACGAAAAAAAAACCGUCAAAAAGUGGGAUAAGAAGUGAAUUAAAAAGUGAGCAAAGAAAAGGAUCAAAAAAUGAAUCAAUAUAUGCCCAAAAAAAUGAAGCAAUAAAUUCACCAAUGUAUGAAAAAUGUGUGACACAAAAGGGUUUGUUAAAAAAUACCCUUGAAAAAAACAUUUCCAUUUUCAUGAAAAAUUACAAGCAAAAAGAUAAUCGUGUUAGGAUCUCAGAAGAACAACAAAAAGACAACUUUUCCCAAGAUGACUAUUCUAGUACCCUCGAUACAGUCAGUUCUUAUGAGAGCGGCGAUGCGAUUAAUAGAAAUACAAACAUUUGUAACACUCCGGAGAACAUAAAUGAAUCAGCUGGACACUCCAUCAGUGAGCAUAACAAUAAUAAUAGUAAUAGUAAUAAUUAUAGUUCUAUGUACAAAGAAAAGGCGUACCCCUAUGGAGUGUAUGAUGAAUUAUACAACGAUGAGUACUUGAGCAGUUCUACCUAUGAAGAAGUGUUACUAGAUUUUCAUGAUCUUAAUAAAGGCAAAAUAAAAUAUAAAUUCCAAAAUUUUACGCACGAAAGAGAUCAUGACGAGGAAAAUGACAAAAAAGGGAGAAGCGUGGAUAAUAUUAACACGGACUCAUCUACUGCUAACAAUGCUUCAUCAACUGCUAACAAUGCUUCAUCAACUGCUAACAAUGCCUCAUCUACUGUUAAUAAUUCCUUAUCUACUGCUAACAAUGCCUUAUCUACUGCUAACAAUGCCUCAUCUACUGCUAAUAAUGCCUCAUCUACUGCUAAUAAUGCUUCAUCAACUGCUAACAAUGCCUCAUCUACUGUUAAUAAUUCCUUAUCUACUGCUAACAAUGCCUCAUCAACUGCUAACAAUGCCUUAUCUACUGCUAACAAUGCCUUAUCUACUGCUAACAAUGCCUUAUCUACUGCAAACAAUGCCUCAUCAACUGCUAACAAUGCCUCAUCUACUGCUAAUAAUGCUUCAUCAACUGCUAACAAUGCCUCAUCUACUGUUAAUAAUUCCUUAUCUACUGCUAACAAUGCCUCAUCUACUGCUAACAAUGCCUCAUCAACUGCUAACAAUGCCUCAUCAACUGCUAACACUACCUCAUCAACUGCUAACAAUGCCUCAUCAACUGCUAACACUACCUCAUCAACUACUAACAAUGCCUCAUCAACUGCUAACACUACCUCAUCUACUGCCAACACUACCUCAUCUACUGCCAACACUACCUCAUCUACUGCCAACACUACCUCAUCUAUUGCUGAUACUACCUCAUCUACUGCUGACACUGCCCCCUGUAUUGCAAUAAAAUCAGGUUAUUACCAUAAAAAAUACGAUAAUAAUAAAGAACGGCAUAAAAGUAAAGAUAAAAUAUCGCGCGAGAUGAACGAGCAAAACGGGAUUAACCGAAUCAGGCCCAUCAUCCAUGUUAACAGAAUCAGCGAAAAGCAAACUACUCAUGUUAGCGGAUACAACAAAGCAAAGGACGAAAUGUCGAAUAAUUCAAUAAAAUUUAAUAACAAAAUGAAUGAAGUUUAUGAGGGCUGUUUUACAUUUUCCGAGUUCACAUCAGAGAAAGCUGAUGAGACACGAGAUUCAAACAAAUGGCUCCUAAACCCUCUAAUCAUUAAGGAAAGUAUAAAUUCUGCUUCAUUAAACUUAUCAAAUAGUCAUAUGUUUAGAGAUAACUAUAAGAAUGAUAAUACAAAUUCAGAAUUAAAGAAAAGUAAGCACCACAUUUUGACUAAUGAUCAUCACAAUAAUGAUAAAAGGAAUUGCAGCAGUAAACUACAUGAAAUAUGUAAAGAUACACCAAGUAAAACGUUUAAAAAAAGCAAAAAUAUUUCACAUUUUAAGGAUGAUUAUCAUACAUUAAAAAAAGAAGUAGAAAAUUUAGGUGAAGUAAACUCUAUUCAAAAUAAAAAAUACGUCAAAGGUAGCAACAUGAAUGGUAUGAAUUAUUCUGAAAGGGAAAAAAUAAAAAUAAAUUUGUGUAAUACUAACAAUAAUUAUAUUACUAACAUAGAGAGUUUUCAUAAUAAGAAUGAUACGGUUGAUGAGAAUGAUGGUAACAGUGUUUAUAACAAUAAUGAUGUCAAUGAUGAUGAUAACUAUAACAAUAAUGGUAAAUACAAAAUGAACAACGGUUUAGCUUAUAUAAGCAAUACGGAUUCUCCUAAAAAAGAGCAUAAGACAAAAGAAGAAUAUUCAAGUAAAAGUUGCCAUGAAAACUUUACACAGACUCCAUAUAGAGAAGAUUGUAAUGACAAUUAUAUAUUGAAUAAAAGCUUAUAUCUAUCAAAUGAUGAUAAAGUACUAGAGAAAAGUAAAUAUAAUUCAACAACUCACUCAGGGUUGAAAGCAAAUAAAUAUUUUAGCAAAAAUGAAAAGGAAUAUUUACAAUGUUCCUCAGAAAUGCAAGAGAAUGAUAAAGAAUCCCUUACAUUAUUAAACAAAAUUGAUAACAAAAAUGAAAUACAAGAUAUGCAUUGUGUAAGUCUAAAUCACACGGAUGGAAGUAACCAAGUAGUAGACAUAAAAGACGCUAAACAAAUCAAAGAUAUAAAAGAAGAAAACACUGGGAUUGAUGAAUCUACUCUUACGAAUAACAUGACGUACAACAAAAUAUUAGAACCUUUACAUGAAGAGUGUGUGACAAAUAAAAGUCUUUAUCUGAGUAAUGAGGCUAACAUUUCUAAUAAGCCAAAGGAUUAUCAAACUGACGAAAGAAAACUAAUGAUAUAUAACAACGUUAACAUCUGUAGUAACAAUACGAUAAAUAUUAAUAAGAACAAUAUAAAAAAUUCAAUUAACACAUAUGCCACAUUAAAUAAUAAAAUGAAUGAAUCAAACAAUAGGUACCAUAACAACCAUUCGAAUACUUCCAAUCACUUUAAGGCACUUCCUGAUUUAAAUAAUGCAACUUUUAAUCCAGAUGAUAAAAAAUUAAUAAAUAGAAAAAAUGUACAACUCCCACCAUCUUCAUCUUCGGCUUCACCUUCAAAACUUGGAGAGGACAACAAAUAUAAUUAUUUAUAUAAUCCUUGCUUUAAUAAAACAUGCCAAAGAUUAAAUUUAACAAAUAGAAUCAAUAUAUGGAAUAAAAUGAACCCGCUUAUAGACUUUUUAAAUAAGACAUUUGUAAGUAAUACUGAAGAAGUUGAUAACAAAGUUGGCAAAAAGUAUUUUCAUACUUCGAGAGGAAAAUUUUAUAACUCAGAAGACUUAUUAUAUAGAUGUAAUAAUAAUUAUAAAGAUGUAAGGUGCGCAUAUAAGGCUGGAUAUAUACCUCCUGUUUACAAUAUCAGCGGAAAAAGUAACAGCAGCGGUUUAAGUGUCAACAAUAGCAGCGGUUUAGGUGUUAAUAGAAGCGGAUUAAGUACCAACAUUAGUGAUAAUAACAGUAACAAUAAUAAUUUUACGAAUUACUUGAACAGAGAAAUUAACCCUCUGAAGCAGCCCAUUCAUAGUAUGAAUAUGCUUAAAAUGCAUGAAAAAGGUACCGAGGAGUGUCCCACAGCAUCAAUAAAUAAUUUGGUGAACUAUAAAAAGAAUAACGAAAGCGAUAUAUAUUAUAAGGAUAGAAAUAUGGCCAUUAGUGAAAACAAAUCUAGGUUGAAUUUUUUAAUUUCUGAUAAAAAGAAUAACAGUGAAGAAAAUGUUAUACGUUGUAAUUACAACUUUAUCAACGGUAAUAAAACCAGUAAAAAUGGGGAAAAAAUAGAGCAAGAAAUAAGGUAUGUAAAAGAUAAUAAUUAUUUUGAUAAGGAAUAUUUUCUCAAUUCUCAAAGACUAGCUAAUAAUCACAUAAGUAAUCAUGUUAAUAAUUCUAAAAAUUUGUCGGAUAGCAACAUUAUCAAUAACCCCACCCCUAAGUGUGCGCCGGUAAACAAACUAGUUAGUAAUAACCGAUCAAAUAGUAGUAACCGAUUAACUGGUGGUAACCGAUCAAAUAGUAGUAACCAAUUAACUGGUGGUAACCGAUCAAAUAGUAUUAACCGAUUAACUGGUGGUAACCGAUUAAUUGGAAGUAACCGAUUAAUCAGUAAUGACCGGUUAAAUGGUAGUAACCGGUUAAAUGGUAGUAACCAGCUAAUUAGUAAUAAUCUGUUGAAUAAUAACGUUAAGUACGUAAAUCACAAUGACUUAGUGAACAAACAUAGGUACUAUAAUAUGAGAACACACGGAAGCAGUAAUAACAGUAAUAACAAUAGUCUGUAUAUAUAUAAUAAGGAAGCUGCUCCUAUAUAUCUUGAUAACAGUAAAAAAAAAAUAUAUAUAUCUAAUCCUACAUUUUUCCCUCCAUAUACACCACAAAGUGUGCCAAAUUAUGACAAACACAAUAACGAGAAUUUUUAUAAUUUAAAAAAUAAUAUAUAUAUGCAGAACAGUAGUAGAGAAAAUGUUAACAGAGAGUUAAAUCGCAAUCUGCAGGAUGAUGUACAUAUUCAAAAGACACAUAUGAAGGAAAAUGUAAUAAAAUAUAAGCAAAAUAUAAAUAGUAAAAACAAUGAAAUUAAGCUCAAAAAAUCCUUUUUUAAACCUAACAUAGAUAAUAAUACACUUUAUGAUUAUAAGAAAUAUAUGACACCAAAUUGUACUUUAACAAAAGUGGCUUUUAAUAAAAAUUUAUAUAUUCCUUCACAGGAAAUUAAAAGUACAGGGACAAAAAAUUCUUACAAAGCUUUCAAUACUAAUAAAGAAAAAGUAAAUAAUUAUUUGAACACCUCUACAAGUAAUAAUUUUAAUUUUUCUGAACAUGUUGGAAAAAAUACAAAUGUCAGAUGUCCUAUAUAUACCCCUAAUGCUGAGAAUAGUCAGACUAUGUUUUUGAAUCAAAAGAAAGUAACCAAGCUUAACCCUUCUAAUGUGUAUUAUAAUGGAAGUAUGAAUUGUUUAGAAAAAAAUGAGAUUUACUUUCAGAAAAUGCUUUUGAAUGGCGGCGUGAAUAGAAUCGCGAAGAGUAGCAACUGUGUUAGGGGGAACAAUAAUGUAAUCAGCACCCCAAACGGCAAGCUAAGCAGCAACGUAAGGGGUAACUGGAAUGGCUGCCUGAAUAGAAACUAUAGUAGCAACCAUAAUAGCAACUGUAAUGACAAUCCAUAUGGCAACCCGCAUGACAAUCCGCUCGAAACCCCACAUAGCCUAAAUUUCAAGAAUAAGCCCAUGAUCGAAAGGACUGAUUUAAUCAGAUUAAAUGCAGUAAUGCCAGAAAAUAAUAAAAAAAAAAUAUAUUCUAAAGCAAAUCCAGUGAUCGAAACUUGUCAAAAUGAUGAAAAUUCUACAACCAUGUUAACAUCAUUUGAUAAUAAAUCAUUACAUGAUCAAUAUGAUGAUGGAAAAGAAUGGCCAGUUAGGAUGUCCUUACAUAGUGAUAAUAAUAUAAUAAAAAAAGACAAUAUAUAUGAAAACAUAUUUUCCCCUUUGAAUUCUUAUGAAAUGAAAAAACAUAUUAUAAACAAUGAGAACAGUACAAAUAGUAACGACGAAAGCUUAAAAAAUGGUAAUAAGAACAACUUUCAUACGAAUUGUACGUCUAAUUAUAUAAAGAGUAACACAAAGGACAGUGCAGACAAGGUGGGGUUUAACUUAAGCGUAAAUAAUGAUUUCAAUUUUGGAAAUAUAGAAAAAACAUUGAAUCAAAUAAAAGGAAAUAUAAUUACAUACAAUGAUUAUAAUGCAUCAAAUAGUGAAAAAGAACAUGCAUAUGUAAAUAAUAUCUACAUUAAUAAUGAAAAUUCAUUUAGUAAAAAUAGAAAAUGUUCGCCUUUUUUUGGGAAGUCAAAUAAUGCAGUUAUUUCAGAUAAUGAAAAUAAUGAUAAUUUAUUACAAAAUACAUAUUCUGAAGUACAACUAUUUCAAUUAAAUAUUCAACUUGAUGAGUCUACUUGGAGAAAAAUUACUUUUACUCCUGAAGAUAAGCUAGAUGACAAAAUAAUUAAAUUUAUUAAUGAUAAUAAAUUAAAGAAAAUAUUUUUACUAACUAUCAAAGAAAAAAUGAAAUACAUGUUGCAAAAUGACAUAGCAAAAUGGAGCAUCAGCAUUACGGAACUACUGUGA